Budorcas taxicolor (takin) is the source of this 5844-nucleotide messenger RNA. It is a transcript of the gene ASXL2, whose product is annotated as ASXL transcriptional regulator 2. Lineage: Eukaryota; Metazoa; Chordata; Mammalia; Artiodactyla; Bovidae. Gene Ontology annotation, cellular component: PR-DUB complex. The transcript has 13 exons. Gene Ontology annotation, molecular function: DNA binding; chromatin binding; peroxisome proliferator activated receptor binding. Bases 180 to 4529 code for a protein of 1449 amino acids. The record is from RefSeq and is a predicted model, not a curated record. Gene Ontology annotation, biological process: animal organ morphogenesis; positive regulation of transcription by RNA polymerase II.
CAUAGACCGCCCCCAGCGCACCACCCCCGCCGCUUCCUCUGCUCCGGUGCUCCUCCGGCCUGACUUCCCCUUUCUCCCACCUUUCCCGGCACCGCGGGAAAAACAGCGCAGGGCAGAGCAGGCAGGGAGGGCGGCCGGAGCCCGGACACGGGAGCCUCCCAGUCAGUUCAAGACCCGACAUGAGGGAAAAGGGCCGUAGGAAGAAGGGCAGGACCUGGGCGGAGGCCGCCAAGACGGUCUUAGAAAAAUAUCCCAAUACACCCAUGAGUCAUAAAGAAAUUCUUCAAGUUAUCCAGAGAGAAGGACUAAAAGAAAUCAGAAGUGGAACUUCCCCUCUUGCAUGCCUGAAUGCCAUGCUGCACACAAACUCCCGAGGUGAAGAAGGCAUCUUCUAUAAGGUUCCAGGUAGAAUGGGAGUAUAUACUUUGAAGAAAGAUGUGCCGGAUGGGGUGAAAGAGCUUUCAGAAGGUUCAGAAGAAAGCAGUGAUGGUCAGUCAGAUUCCCAGAGUUCUGAGAACAGCAGCAGCAGCAGUGAUGGUGGCAGCAACAAGGAGGGAAAAAAGAGCAGGUGGAAAAGGAAAGUAUCAUCUAGGCUGUCACAGCCAUCUUCUCCUCAUUCGGGCUGCCCAUCUCCUACCAUUCCAGCAGGUAAAGUCAUUUCUUCAUCACAGAAGCACAGCAAGAAGGCACUAAAGCAGGCACUAAAACAGCAACAACAGAAGAAACAGCAGCAGCAGCAAUGCAGGCCAAGCAUGUCCAUCUCCUCCAACCAGCACCUGUCUCUGAAGACUGUCAAAGCAUCCAGUGACCCUGUACCUGCCAAACCUGCAAUAUGGGAAGGAAAGCAAUCUGACGGACAGUCAAGCAGCCCUCAGAACUCAAACUCUAGCUUUUCUUCUUCGGUUAAAGUGGAAAAUCAUCUGCUGGGCCUGGGGAAGAAGUCAUUCCAGAGGUCUGACAGGCUCCACACAAGGCAAAUGAAGAGAACUAAAUGUGCUGAGAUUGAUGUUGAGACGCCAGAUUCCAUUCUGGUUAAUACAAACCUACGAGCACUAAUCAACAAACACACCUUUUCAGUCCUUCCUGGAGACUGCCAACAGCGACUGCUUUUACUACUUCCAGAGGUGGAUCGACAGGUUGGUCCAGAUGGUCUGAUGAAGUUAAAUGGCUCAGCCCUUAAUAAUGAGUUCUUCACUUCAGCAGCCCAAGGCUGGAAGGAAAGACUUUCAGAAGGUGAGUUUACACCGGAGAUGCAGGUGAGAAUUCGACAAGAGAUUGAGAAGGAGAAAAAAGUAGAGCCGUGGAAAGAACAAUUCUUUGAAAGCUACUAUGGUCAGAGUUCUGGCCUGAGUCUUGAAGAUUCAAAGAAAUUGACAGCUUCACCCAAUGAUCCCAAAGUAAAGAAAACCCCAGCUGAGCAACCAAAAUCUACGCUUCCUUCAGAGCCCUCACCUGUCAGUGUAGUCCCAGUAAUUCCCCAGUUAGAAUCUAAAGAAGAAGUACUGCAGAUGCCAUCACCAGUCAGAAAAGAAGAGCAUGAAAUCCAAGAUAAGACACAGCCACACUCCACAGAGCCCCUUCUUUCCCCGGCUACCAAUACAAAUGAGCUUAGCAGCAUUCCUCCCAUCAAGUGCCCGAAGGAUGAGGCUCUUGUGGAGCAAAAGCCAGUUGCCUCUGCUGAACAGGAAUCUGAGAAAGAGAAUCAUCUCACUACACCUUCAAAUUAUAAUAAAAAUGAAAGCCAGGAAGCUUUAGUUACUUCCCUGAGCAAACCCAAGAGUCCUGGGGUAGAAACAACAGUAAUGAAGCCCACAGUAGAAGCAGGUCCACAGGAGACAACUAUGAAAGAGCCUCCAUCAACUCUGGCUGAUCACAGCCCAGAAAGCCUCAAGAGGAAAUCUUCUCUCACCCAAGAAGAGGCCCCGACAAGCUGGGAGAAAAGGCCGCGUGUCACUGAGCAUCGCCAGCACCAGCAGCCAUUUCAGGUCUCCCCACAGCCCUUUCUCAGUAGAGGGGACAGGUUCCAGGUGCGGAGAGUACCACCCCUCAAGAUCCCGGUCUCCAGAAUCUCUCCCAUGCCGUUUCCUACAUCGCAGGUCUCUCCCAGGGCUCGUUUUCCAAUCUCCAUCACUAGUCCUAACAGAACAGGAGCCAGAACCCUUGCAGACAUCAAAGCAAAAGCCCAGCUUGUCAAAGCACAGAGGGCAGCUGCCGCUGCCGCAGCCGCAGCCGCUGCUGCCGCCUCAGUUGGAGGGACCAUUCCAGGACCUGGCCCAGGCGGUGGACAGGGUCCAGGGGAGGGGGGUGAAAGGAGAACUGCUAGAGGAGGGGAUCCUGACUCAGACAGAGUCAGUGAGCCUGGCAAGGGCCCCGCACUGGAACUGGCAGGAACUGGAAGCAGGGGAGGUCCGAGAGAGCUUUUACUCGCUGGGCCAGACACUCAGCCCCAGUCUGAGACCAGGACCGCAGGCCAGCCACAGCCUCAUAGUGGCCCUGGAGCACAACUACAGCAAACCCCCUCAGUGCCUCCCGCAUCUGCCGUCGGUGGAGCGUGUGCCGGUGUCCCCUCACCAGCCCACAUUCAUGCACUCCCGCCAGCUUUAGGAAAAUUAAGUAAUGAAAAACUAAAUCCCCCCAGGGCAACAGGCACGGUGGCCUCUCCUAGUCAGCCCCAAGCGCCCAGUAACAGUAGGCAGGAGAAAGCACCUCCAGCUCUAGCAGAUCCUGCUCUGAUCACGGGUGCCUCGCCUGUUCAUUUUGCAGCCGCUGGUGCAGUGGAGCCUAAAGCGGGUUCUAGUAAGAAUGCCCCAAAUCCUCCGGCCUCAGCAGAGAUACGUGCUAGCGUUUCAGUGGAUACAACUGCCUCCCCUUUAACAUCUCUGUUAACAACAGCCACUUUAGAGAAGCUCCCUGUGCCCCAGGUCAGCGUAACCACAGCGCCUGCCGCAUCAGCUCCGUCCUUGAGCACUUUGCCGGCAGCUUCUAGCCUUAAAACUCCGGGAACUUCUUCACAUAUGAAUGGACCCAUUUCAAGGCCAAGCUCUAAUAUCCCUGCUAAUAAUCCUUUGGUAACUCAGCUGCUGCAGGGCAAAGAUGUUCCCAUGGAGCAAAUUCUGCCUAAACCUCUCACCAAAGUUGAAAUGAAAACUGUUCCACUCACUACAAAAGAGGAGAAGGGGGUAGGAGCACUCGUAGGUACCAGCGUGACAGAGAACAUCACCAGAGAGGAAGUUCACGAGAGACCGUCCCAUCCAGCUGCACAGCACCUUGGUAAAACUUUGCAAAGUAAGCAGCUCCCCCAGGUUCCAAGACCCCUGCAGCUCUUUUCAGGUAAGGAUCUAAGGGACUCUGGCAUUGACACACACCAGUACCAAGAAGGACUCAGUAAGGCCACCCAAGAUCAGAUUCUUCAGACUCUCAGCCAGAGGGUUCGGAGGCAGAACAUUCUUUCAUUUGUGCAGCCCUCGCAGUUCAACUUUACUCACUCAGGUUUCCCGUUAGAGGACAUUUCCACAAGCCAGAGGUUCAUGCUGGGUUUUGCUGGCAGAAGGACAUCCAAGCCUGCGAUGGCAGGUCACUACUUACUUAAUAUUUCCACCUAUGGCCGGGGUUCAGAGAGCUUUAGGAGGACCCAUUCUUUGAACCCCGAAGACCGAUUUUGUCUGAGUAGCCCCACUGAGGCCUUGAAAAUGGGAUACACAGACUGUAAGAAUGCAGCAGGAGAUAGUAGCAGCGGGAAGGAAGAUGAUACUGACGAGGAAAGUACUGGUGAUGAGCAAGAAUCUGUCCUGGUGAAGGAGGAGCCACAGGCUUCUCAGAGUUCUGGCAAGUGUGAUGCGAGUUCAGGACCCCACAGUAGAGAAACCCUGUCCACCAGUGACUGUUCAGCUAAAAAGAAUGUGAAGGCAGAGACACCAGUGCCUGAGCAAACCCCUUUAAGUAAGGAGAAUUACCUGUUCACUCGAGGCCAAACCUUUGACGAGAAGACCCUAGCCAGAGAUUUUAUUCAGGCAGCGCAGAAGCAGAUGGCUCAUGCAGUGAGAGGUAAGACCAUGCGGAGCAGCCCAGAGCUUUUCAAUUCUACAUCUCUUCCUCUGCCUGCAGACAGUCCUACCCAUCAGUCUCUCCUCCUUCCACCACUGCAAACCCCAAAGCUGUACGGGAGCCCCACACAGAUCGGGCCAAGCUACAGAGGCAUGAUCAACGUCUCCACCUCAUCGGACAUGGACCAUAACUCCUCUGUCCCAGGGAUGCCCGACUGUAGUCAGGUGUCUAGCAAUGUUGGUGAUGUCAUGUCCUUUUCAGUGACUGUCACAGCCAUCCCUGCCAGCCAGGCCAUGAAUGCAGGCAGCCAUGGCCAGACCAUUCCUGUUCAGGCCUUUCCUGAGGAGAGCAGCAUAGAGGACACGCCUUCCAAGUGUUACUGCCGGUUGAAAGCCAUGAUCAUGUGCAAGGGCUGUGGAGCUUUCUGCCACGACGACUGCAUCGGCCCCUCCAAACUCUGUGUCUCCUGCCUUGUUGUUCGGUAAUGAGAUCAGAAGGAGAGCUCUCUGUAAAGGAGACAAGAAUGGGGAAGGGUUGACAGAUGUGGUUUUUGCGUUCUUUUGGAAUCAUAGAAAUAAACAAGUAGGUUUCAGUUUCAGUUGUCUUAAGAGACAAGUGUUACUUAAUCAGGAACACAGAGUACAGAUCUUACAUUUUAGAGAAAGAGCACCUUGUAUAGUAAGUCCAAGUCAAGCAAGACUUUGUGAAUUUGUGACAAGUUUGCACUUACAAAAUCAUGUAAAUAUGUCACAUCUCGUCGUAACGUUUUCCAGGUGUUUAGGUAAUGAUGUAUUACUUUGACUUCAGAUUGCGGUUCCCCUUCAUGUGACUGAAAAGUUUAAUGCCACACAUGGCAAAAGGCAGCAAUUUCCCUUCUGCCCUUUCCUAAGAGGCCAGGGAAAGGAAGGAGUAGAGGAGUGGUCUGAGGAAAUGGCUCUUCAUGUUGAUUAUGUCCUGACAGUCUGACCGCAGGCUUUACAUAGAUUCUUUAGCCUUUGCAGAAUUUAGAUUGAGGGUUUACUCAGUCCCUUUACCUAGGGGGAACCUGCUCCAGUUCUUAUUUUUGGUAAGGCAUUAAUUUCAUGGGUAGUGUUUCUGACUCUGAAAGUUCUGCGUUGGUUCUUGGUUUCCACAGGCUAGUCCUAUUGCCAGGCACUCUGCUUGUGGUUUGUGAAUCCCUGCCAUUCCCUACUCCCACUUCUUGCCCUGAAGAGAGUGUGAACUAUGAAAGAGUUGCCUCACUAGACCCCUCAGGUCACCAUCCCCUGUGCAGGGCAGUGAUUCCAGCAAUAAUCUCUGAAGAUUUGGUCAUUCAUGGGAGCUUACAAACAAGUUUGAAAUACUAGUAGAAAAUUAACAGAGAAGUGUCAGUGAUAGAGUGUUCUGUUGGGUAAGCAGAGUUAAGGUGCAGAAAUUGAACUGAAUUUAAGGAACUUUAGAAGACAAUUUUAACACUAGAAACAAAGUAGCCCCUCUCUCUCCCCCUCUUCCCUCCAACUUGUUACCUAAUGUUCUACAGUCAGCUGUAUCUACAGGUAGAAAAACUCAUUAAACCACAUUUGCCCCAUGUUGUUAUAUCUGUUUUGACCUCCCAGGCAUUUGAGGAGCAUGGAAGUCAUCUUAAUUAUAUUACUUUGAACAUAUAUGUGUGGCAUACACACUGUAAAAGUCAGACACUUUUUCCUAUUUUAGAGAACAUGUCCCCUGCUUUGGAUUACUGCUGUCUACACAUUAAAGUUUCUAAUGUAAAGGGGCUUUAGUGAAUGACUAAGGGAACAUCUAGAAAGGAAGAUAAAUCAG